Messenger RNA from Sitodiplosis mosellana (orange wheat blossom midge), 7466 nucleotides. RefSeq names its product lipoyltransferase 1, mitochondrial-like. The transcript is spliced from 2 exons. The record is from RefSeq and is a predicted model, not a curated record. Gene Ontology annotation, molecular function: lipoyltransferase activity. NCBI's taxonomy places the organism in Eukaryota, Metazoa, Arthropoda, Insecta, Diptera, Cecidomyiidae. Bases 6064 to 7293 code for a protein of 409 amino acids. Gene Ontology annotation, biological process: protein lipoylation. Gene Ontology annotation, cellular component: mitochondrion; cytoplasm.
CCAGAAGUGCUUUGUCCACCUGAGAUAUUGGUGAUCAAACAUUCCGGCAGGUCAUCUAAUCCUAAACUCACUUAAAUUAAUUUCUAUGGUAAAUGACAGCGAAAAGCUAAAGCGUAUUGACAUCCAUGUAGUUGUGGUACAAGAUGAAAAACGCAGACGAAGAAAGAAGACGAAUUGGCCGUGAGAGAAAAAUAAUUGGUAGUUCAACAAAAUGAACAAAAUGAAUGAAAGAGGCAGAAAAUAGUGCAAACAGAUUCAUGUAACUUAACAAAAUGUAAGGCAAACACAUUGUUUGGAAAAUAAACAAUACAAAAUUGCUUUUAAGUCUAUUGAUAAGUUUAGAUAAGUUGAUUCGAAUAUAUAUAAAAAUCAAAUGGAGCAUGAAAACCCAGUGACAAAAAAAACACGCAUCUAAGUGGAAAAAAAACAUAUUGAGCGCGAGGAAGAGAGAAAACAAAUGUCGUCUUAGGGCAAAAACUAUAUAUGGCAAUGAUACCUAGAAAUUGAUUAGUUCAACCGAGGUACAAAUAAUAGUGGACACGAGAAAAUAAUCAAUAAUUUACCGAUGAAAACCGAUGAUAAAUCGUACAAUUCCUGUAAAUAAUCUAAAAAAUUGAAGCAACAAAUCACUUGAUUUUUAUUGUUCCUUUCCCAUCACUUUCAAAGUUCUCUGCUCACUUUAGGUGGUACAAAAAAAAAUGAAGUAAAACUACAAAAUAUUAGACACAAAUUUAUCGCCAGUAAACAAAAAUACGGCUUUCUUACCAUUUUCGGCUAGACGUGGAAUUUCCACUCGGAAUACUUCAUUCGACACUAGUUCAAAUGCUAAAUUAGCAUUGCUAAUUUACAUCAAUUGCCAUUCUUGAACUGGAAUUUGAAUAUACAUUCAAAUAGAAAAUAAAAUCGAAUCGAGUGCGAGGAAUUUUUCCAAUCGAAAAUCAAGCAAUCGUUCUAAUUUCAAAAUUAUCGAUUAACGCGUAGAAAUAAUAUUAAAUGUAAUCGAAUCUAGAAAACAAAAUCACACACAAUUGUUGAUCCGAGCGUCGAAUUAAGACGUGGACAAUUAAGACACUUCACAUGGGAGAGAAAAUUUUAUUGCUUGCAAUUAAAUAGAAGAUCGAAGUGGAAACUGCGUGUGUGGUAUAGACAGAAUUUCGGCAGAAAAUAUUGAUCAAAAUGAAUUUAAAAAAAAAAUUGAACUUACUGAAAUGAAGGAAUACAUCCAAAAAACGGUUAAAUUUUCAAAAAGAAAUGACAAAAGUUUUGCAUAAAAACGUGGAAUUUUUCUUAACGGCAACCAUAAAAACCAUAAACAUUGUGAAGCCAACAAGAGUAAGAACAACACAAGAAAAAAAAAACUAAUCGCAAAUAUUUUGAGAAAUUUUGAGAAUGAAAACUAAGCAAAAAAAAAAACGGAGGAAUCAAGGAGAAAUUGAUUGUUUACAUAAUAUUUAGAUCUAGCUAAUAAAUACACAAUGAUAAAACUAUGCAAAUUUUAAUUAAUAUUUAAAUAAUAAUUUUACCUGUACAUUUAUAUAACAGACGUAAAAAAGAGAGACGAAGAAAGAAGAAAAUGAGUGAAAAUUGCGGUAGGAAUCACAAAAUGCAAAUAUAGAAAUAGCAUGAGCAUGAAAACAAAGUAGCGCAAAGAAAAAAAAAGCAUUAGGCAUGAAUGAAGAGGAAAACACUAAUAGAACACCCGGCUAAAAAAGAUGGAGAAGACAGACAGUUCAUAAACAGAACUUGUAUCUCGUGCUCUUUUUUUUUUUCUAAGAAAAACAUUAUGUUUAGGUAAAAUAAAUGUAAGCAUUCAUGACAGAUUUUAAUAGAAAUCAUGAAAAAUGAAGAAGUAGAAGAAGAAAAAAUGAUGAAACUCAAACAGUAGUUAAUGGCUAAUCAUCAACCCGCGCCCAUUAUUUUCUCUCGUAUAUUCCCCCUGUGUAAUAAUGUUGUAAAAUUUUGAUUGUUUAAAAAAAAAUUCUUUUCUGUGCCAAAUACUCAAAAUGGGAAAAAUCGAUUGAUGCGCAACCGGCUGAAGCGAGCGCAAUCACAUAGAAAACGCCUCGCUGGUCCUUUAAAUCCAAUCUGGAGGGGCCAAUUGUAUGUAGCAAGCCGCAUAGCACCACGACUUUCCGAACUGUACUGUAGCAAUUUAUUCUAGAUAUUUUAUUUUUUAUGAGCUGUCACAUUUUCUUUUAGUCUAAUUACAAUAAUUGUCUGCGCAAUUUUUUUUGUUUUGUUUGAUUUGCAUCGUGCAUGCAUAUACAAACUGAUUUGAAUGGAUUUCAUUUGUUUAAGGAAUUCUAGUGAAUGCCAUAAUUUUUUUUUUAUUGACUUUCUUAAUUUCAGAGAAAAGAGGAUGAUUUGGCGAAUGAUAACAGAAAAAAUAUACGAAGAAAGAAAGAGAAAAAAAAAAAUAUGAAUGUGAAUGAUGAACCAUAGGCCGUGCAUCAUUUUUUGUUUUAGCACUCAGAAUGCUAACGCCAACAAAGUCCAGAAACAAAAUAGAAACAAAAAAGUGAAAUAAAACGUGCAAUUUUUCUAAUCGUUCAUUGCCAUUAAUUCUUUUGUGACACUGAUUCGGGGGUGUUCGAAUGAGAUUUGGAUUAGCAUUAUGUGCCAUUUUUUUUUUCAAAGGUGUAAUUGUCUUUACUAAAGUGCUACCAUUUUUUUUUAAACAAAUGAAAAUGAUUCGAUUUUUACAGUAAAAUUUUUUUUACUUAGCUCUCUCUGUUGAAAAUUUUACUUCAAAUAAUCCAUACACUUAGUUUUUGAAAAAAAGAUACACUUGAUUUUAAAGAACUCUGUGACAUAAUAUCAUAACUCAGUUUGAAAUAACACACAUAGAAAUGGAGUUGUGCAAGAAAAGACUUGAAUUUGAUUGAGAAUUCACAUUUUAACAAUGUUAAUCAUUGCUAAGAAUGAUGUUGAUGAGAUAAUGAAGAAAGAAACUAGGAAAAAAACGCAUACUCAAAAUGGAAAACAUUGAAUUUUCUCUCUUGUUUAUUUUCAAAAGAAACCAAUCUGUAUAAAAAUUUACACUCAAUUUCUUUUGUGCACCCCUUACUCGGCCAAUCAUCAUACACGGCACACGUCCGUUGCGAUCCAUUACCAAAUAUUGAUCUUCCCUUAUACAAAAUAAGUACUCAAUCUUGUAGGAAUUUUUUUCUUUUUAAAUUAAUUCAUUUUUUUUUGCAUAUUGAAUGACUACCCAUUGAAAAUGAAAAAAAAAAACAAAAACAACGGCGGGCACUUGUUGCUCAGUGCGCGCAAUGUACAUGUGAAGAGAGUGUAUGAAAACAAAAUAAAUUAAAUGAGAUUUAGUGUUUAUCUUUAGAUAACUACAACAAGAACAACAACAAAAAAAAACAUAAAUUAGAUUGAGUGAUUUUAACUAUUACAUGGAGUAGAUGUCAAAUGUGAACAAUUAAGCUAUAACUUAGAACAAAAAAAAAACGAAAGAAGAAAAAGAGAGUAAACAAGAAAAAAAAAUAGAAUUGAUUCAUGAAAAAAAAAAAUGUAUUCCCUUUACUCAUAAUCUACGAAUAUGUCUCUAUUUCUGAUCAUAACAAUGCGAAGACAAAUGCCGUUGACCUAUUGCAACGCGCGUUGCCCAAACAUUAUUAUGACCGAAAAUAGCAACUCAACACUCACAAAUAAGAGCACACACACACAACAAAAUUCUACUUAUAUAAAUAAUGUAAUGGUGAAGUAAAUACUUGUAAUUAUUACAUAUAUAAAUAAACAAAAAGUAACCAUUUAUAUAUCUUAAUUAAAUGCGCGAGUAUCACAAAUAAAGCAAAAGCAACAAAACACAUCAGAAAUUUAAAAGAACAACAACCCUAAACACAACCAUUUUGAUUCUCAAACUACAUCGAUUUUUGUAGUUUAAUAUUUCACUUAUACAUCGCAUCAAAAAUGAAGCCAAAAAUGUAGAACCUGUAUGCGUGUAUCUUUGAAAAUAAAAAGAGUUUUUUUUUUCUCUCUCGCCAUUCUCAACAAACAAGAAAAUUGAAUGCAAUAUUUUGCCACCGAUUUUCUUACAAAAAAAAAAAAUCUUAAAAUUACUCUUUUUGCUAGAUUCCAACACUUCAAUAUACGAAACCACGGAAAGCUAACAUUUUUUUUGGUCAAAUUCAACCGAGGAACAACUCACUUUCUCUCUCUCACACACACACACACACACACAAGAAUUGAUACACACAUUUUAUUCAGAACAUUUUAUGAUACUGAUACACGCAAUCUCACAACAACCGAUAAAACAUCUCUUGCAAUUAUACAUGAGAUAUAACUAUUUACUAUGAAUAUUAAAUAUAAAAAAGUUUACAUGAAUAAAAUAUCUUUAAUCAAUAUUGAAAAAAUAAACGCAACGCAUUUUUUCAUUGCCCUUCUCUCCGUCGAUUUGGAUGGGAGCUUUGGGAGGUUUUUGUAAAAGAGAUAUUCUAACUGAUAAUCAUUCUUUGCAGCAUUGAACAGGUUCAAGUACUGAGUACGUAAGUAAGUAAGUAAGAUGUAAGUAAGUGGCGGUGAAAAAUUGAAUGGCAUCUCCACUCACAUGCCAAUUGAUUCUAGGUUUGGCCAAAGUCGAUGAAAACUUUAUUUCUGACAUGGCUUGAACACAGAUUUCUAAUUUUUUCUUCUUCGAAAUACUUCUGUCGCUUAUUUAAUUGAUCAAAUUCAGAAUUUUAAUUUUGAUUUUCUUUUUCAAUGUCCUGAUUAUACCACUUCGUCUCAAAUUUUACGUCAUCUCAACUUCUCUCAUGAAGAUAUUUUCAUUCAUAUUUCAACAGAAAAAAAUAUUUCUCCCAUUGAAAUGUACUGUUUUUUCAGAAGAAAUCCUCCCUACAUUGUCUCGCUAUAUUCUGAUGAAUUUCAAUUGAGCAACAAAUAUCGAUAUUGUAUCACCGGCCGAUAGAUGGCGUUCAAUUUUCGAAAACAAAUUCGAAGAUGUAACCACAACAAGCCGAUUAGCGACAGGCAGAGAGUUCAUUUAGUCGAAAUGUCUUUGGGCUAUUGUUGUAUAUACACUUGCAAAGCCCGAGAUACAGUAUACGAAUGUAUAAUUGAAUGCAACGCGACUAAAUCGUACCACAAACACAAAAGAUGAUUAUAUGAAGGAAGAGAACCGACAAACGCCGCAGAUCGUAUUUUCGUGAAUCUGGUUUUUGUUCCAUUGUUCUUCAACUGUGAAACGAACUUUGACCAUUGCGUGAUGGUUUCACCAAAGAAGCGAAAAUUGGUCGAGCGAGAGAAAGAGAGAAGGUGUCAAUGAAACAUUGACAGAAGGACGUAUGGCGAUAACGAAAAACUCGAGAAAAAAAUAUUUUGUCUGUGAAACAAUGCAGGAAAUGGGCUUAAAAGCAAAUAAAAGCACAUCGACCACAGCGAUGAUUGAUACUACUUCUCUCUAUAUAACAUAUAACACUUGUCCCUCGUCUGAUGCUAUUUUCAGGACGAAGGUGGUAAAAUUUUUGUUGUGUGUAUACGAAGAAAUACGAAUAGUUUGCAUCUGACGUCGAAAUGAUGGCUGCACAAAAAUCGUGUACGCAGCACACAGUGUGAAUUAAAUUCGUGUGUACACGGCCGUGUGUGAUCACAAUGUCAUCAGCUGAUAUUCACGUAACAACGACUGUCACCAUCGUCGCAUCGUACCUGUCAUCAUUGAAAUUUUGAACAUAUCUAUGUGAACGCGAGAUAUACACAGAGAGACACAGUGUUUUUAUUGUGGCAUUCAUUUGACUCGUUUGAUUCAUUUGAUAUUCACCAGUUUUUUGUUUCGGAUGAUUUCUUUUUUUUUUGCAAAGGGGACACGGAACCAAUUCGAAAAUAAUAUCAAAAACACUCAAAAGUGAGUGUGAGUGAAAACGCCAAUUUAUUUGCUAAUUUAAUCGCGUAUUUCAGAAUGCAAUUUAUCCAUUCGUCAUACACCAUGUUUUGAACAUGUAUUUUAAUCGUUAUUUAACGCUCAGGGGAAAGUGACGAGAUCAUUGAACGAAACAAGAAAAAAAAAAAGAAUCGUGUUUACAAGUGAUAUAGUAAAUAAACUGGAGAAGCGUAAAGCAAAUGCAUACAAUGACUUGUGGAGUGAAAGAAAUUGACUUUUGGGCUAAAAUCAACCGACGAUUACUGGUUUUGGUCAAGGAACAUCACACGAGAUACACAUCAUUUACGCGAAAUUACUCAUCGACUUCCGAUAAUGACACUUCAAAUACGGGCGAACCGAACGCACCAACAGCAACAAAGAAAAACAAGGUCAAAGAUGACGAAAUCAAAAAGUCCGUAUUCAUCUCACAGUCACACGAUAUUUUCACAAAUUUGGCGCUUGAAGACUGGCUGUAUCGCAAUUUCGACUUCACAAAGCAUCAUGUCCUCAUGCUAUGGUCAAAUGAUCCAUGUGUCGUUGUUGGACGCCAUCAAAAUCCAUUUUCCGAAGCAAAUGUGAGUAAACUACGGAACCAUGGCAUUGAGUUGGCGCGACGGAAUAGCGGCGGUGGAACGGUGUACCAUGAUCGAGGGAAUAUCAAUUUAACAUUUUUCACGCCACGCGAACGCUACAAUCGCAACUACAAUUUGAAUAUUAUAACUCGAGCAUUGUUUCGUGAAUGGGAGAUAAAGGCAGAUAUAUCACCGCGCGACGAUAUCACAUUGCAUGGCAAUAAAAUAUCGGGCACUGCGGCCAAAUUAGGCCAGAAAAAUGCCUAUCACCAUUGCACGCUAUUGGUGAAUACGGAUAAAACGAGACUGAAAGAUGCUCUGAUCAAAGAGGAUGUGCAGAUUGUCAGUCGAGCGACGGCAUCAGUGCGGUCGCCAGUAAAGAAUCUCAUCGAUGUAAAUCGUCAUGUAAAUGUGGCUCAGCUAAAAACGGCUAUUGGCUAUGAAUUUCUACGAACAGCAGCAACGAGUCUAGACGAUGGUGGUCGUGAUUUGAUGAUGACACAAAGAGGUUUCCAACUGAUUAAUCCAACGGAAAAUUGGUAUCCUGGUUUAAAUGAAAUCCACGAUCAAUACACAUCAUGGGAAUGGCGUUUUGGUAAAACGCCUAAAUUUUCCGUACUCAAAACCAUUCGACUCAAAUGCGAUGGCAAAGAACAAGAUGUACAGCUAAAGGUUACAGUUGAAGGUGGCAUUAUUGUUGAUAUCGUACUUGUGCUACCGAAUUGUGAAACAACCAUUCCCGUUAUUUCAACGUUUUGUGGAAAACCAUAUGAUGAAGAGCAUCUACUUAAUAUUACGAACGCAACGAAAGGCAUUAGUCUGGAUAAUUUCAUCAAUGCCAUCGAUCAUAGCCUUUAAAAUUGUUUAUUGUUUUCAUUUUUGUAAACGAUAUAUCGUAACUAUAGUUAUAUUUAUAGAGAAUAACUUCCCCAGAAAAAAAAGAUGAAAAAAUUAGCUAAAGAAUAAAAAAGAAAUAUUUUUCCUAAAAAAGAAUAAAAAAGAAAUGAAAAAACGCAUUUUUUUAAAAUAAA